CUUUGUGCUCGCGGUUACAACAGGCGGAGCUGUGGGUAUGUUUAAGAACGCUGCACAAGCUCCAUCUCUGUGGAUCAUGAUGACUGAAAGUUUUUGCCGUCUAACCAGGGAAGUGUCUGUGGAGGUGCGCUCCGAUUUUGUCGCUACCACCUCAGAUGGAAACAAAAUCCCAUUCUGCUGAGAUUCCUUUCAACUUGUGUGAGAGCCUCGGUGACAAUGAUAAUUUCAGAUAUGGAGAUCCCAAAGAGAUCGCAGUUUGAGGAUGUUGACUUCCCUGCUACCAGCAAGUCACUUUUUUCUAGUCGUUCUACACCCAUUGCCAGAUUCAGUGAAAAAAUUACAUGGUUACGACCACAGGAAAUCUCCAAAUCUCCUCAGUUAUUCCCCAAAAAACUGCAGGAUGGACAGAUCAAGCAAGGCCUUUUGGGAGAUUGCUGGUUCUUGUGUGCUUGUGAAACUUUGCAUAAAAACAGAUUUUUGUUAGAAAAGGUGAUACCCCCAGGCCAGGAUUCAUGGAUACAAUCAGGAUGUUUAAAAUGUAGAUUUUGGAAGUUUGGGCAAUGGGUUGAAGUUAUAAUAGACGAUCGGUUGCCGUGUAUUGAUCGCAGGCUCUGUUUUUCUCGUUGUCGCUCUGAAGAGGUGUUUUGGUUACCAUUAUUGGAAAAAGCAUAUGCCAAACUCCAUGGUUGCUAUGAAAUGCUCUGGGCUGGACAAGUUGGUGAAGCUCUGGUGGACAUCACAGGAAGCCUGGCUGAUCGAUGGACUCUAAAGAGUUAUAGAAAUAACAGUGAGAACAGUGAUCACGUCAACUUCUCAGCAAAAUCAAAAUUAAAGUUGAUGAAGGAUUUGAAAGAUAAAAGCUUUAUAAGUUGCUCUGUUCACGAAUCCACCAAAGGAUCCAAUGAAUGUGCAGAAUUUCAUGCCUUCACUGUUACUGAUGUGAAGCAAGUUGUCGGACUCGAAGGUGAUUGCAUCAAUUUGCUAAGGAUAAGAAACAUGUGGGAUAGAAGAUGUUGGAAUGGCUCCUGGCAGGAAGGGGGUGAUGGUUGGAACAAAGUUGAUGUAGCUGUGGCUGCACAGCUGAUGUCUUUGGCAGAAGAGGGAGAGUUCUGGGUGGAGGAGCAAGAGUUUUUACAGGAGUUUGAUGAGGUGACCAUUGGUUAUCCAAUAAAUACGGAUGGACAUAUCCUCAGUCUUCUAACAGGUAAAAUUUUGUGCCAUACACUACAAAUAUCAGGAGACUGGGUGAAAGGCCAAUCAGCUGGUGGUUGCCGUAAUAACAGCAGUUUCUAUAGUAAUCCUAAGUUCUGGCUGCGAAUUCUAGAUCCAGGGGAAAUAGUCAUCACAAUUUUACAAAAAAAGCUCGAUUCAAGCAAUAAAGCUGGCAAGACAUCUCGGGCUCGGGACGCUCCUGUGCAUUGUCCUGAUAACGAAGGGCUUGCUGCAGAUGCCCUCCAACGGAAAUGUUACCAUGCAAUAGGACUACACGUCUGGAAGGUGGAGAAAAAACGAUUUAAUUUGCAGAAAACUGUUGCCAAACCACCCACCAUUUCAACAGAAUGCCAUACAUAUGACAGAGAAGUAAAGUUGCAUUGUGACCUUACACCUGGCUACUAUCUAGUAAUCCCCAGUACAUUCAUGAAAGAUGAAGAAGGAGAAUUUCUACUGCGUGCAUUUUCAACAUCUAAAGUUUCACUGAGUGCAAUGAAAACAGCUCAUCCACUGACCAAGUUAGUGGGAAGUGCUGAAGGGGAGUGGGAGAUGAUACAUUUCACUGAUUCGUGGAUCCAAGGAAAGAGUGCAGGUGGAAGCAGGAACUUUCAGACAUACAGCACUAAUCCACAUUUCCCAUUCUCCAUCCUCUCCAAUACUGGCGCUGGAAACGUUAGGAUAACACUGUGCCAGGAAAAUUUUGAUGGACAGUUUCUGCCAAUAGGAUUCCAUGUUUAUCAGGUCCACAACAGUAAAAAUGUAAAUCAUGCAUCUGGUCAGCUUGUGGAGCCAGUGGUGACUUGUGUGCCUCAUCGAUACACACAGGAAGUGACCCAACUUUGCACUCUGAUGGAAGGAAAUUAUGUGAUCAUUCCUUCCACAUAUCUGCCUGAUAGUGAAGCACAAUUCACAGUCACUGUAGAAAUAAAAAUAGACAGGAGGCCAUUCCAAUGUCAGGAAAACUUAGGACAAAUGAUCAAUGAGGUCUCCUAUACCUCAGUGAUGCAGAGGUAGGAUACCAAAUUCAAACCCACAAACGCCUGCCUGAAAACAAUUUUUAAAAAAUAAUCAGAGGAGAACCAUUUUGAAGAUAUUCAUGCUGUACAAUGUUCACAUCACAAUGCCCACCCCCUGUUUUGCAUUAAUAAAAUGUGACAGGACUCAUCAUUGUAAAUAAGCAAUUGUGCUUUAAGCAAGCUGGCAAUGAGCUUGUUGCGCAGGAGGAAGAACAAAAGCUGCCCUAGAAGUGGACGCUACUUCAAAGGGUUAGCAGCGCUGCACGAAGUAAUGGACAAAGAGCCGAUCAGUCUCCUGCUGCUUUGAUGUUAUUGAAGGUAAAUGAGAAUGACAUUUAAAUUCACUUUGUACUUUCAGCACACACUGUAUUACACAGUUCACUGAAUUUUAAAGCUGCUGUGUUGUGACCUCCUCUGGGCUGGAUUUUUCCAUCAUUUUAGCAAAACUGGAACUUGGGCUGUUGUUCAUUGAUGCCAUUGUAUUUUUCUCCUAAUUUAUUUGACAUUGGAUCGUAUUAAGAUAUAAGGUUCAGUGCCUUUUAGUGCAUGAACAGCCCUACAUUAUUUUUGCAGUCUGACCAGAUUCUGUGCUGGUCAGAAAUGUUGAAAUAAUCAAUAAUGAAAUAUUCAUUAUUUUUAAUUCAGUGUCCAUGGUACAGUGACAGUAUUUGGUUUUGCUUAAUUUCAACAAGUGACCUGCACUACAUUACACAUCUGAAUCAUCUCAACUGGUACUGACUUAGUAUUGGCAAACAUUAUCUACCUAGUGUAGUUCUAAUCAAUAAAUAACAGAUAGAGAGUUUCUACAUUGUAAAGUGCCAAAUUGUAUCAAUUUUUGAUCCAGUUUUAAGUGAAAUUUUCAGAACUGAUGAGAGGUUUCUCUUCAAAUAUUAACCCCUGGCUCUCAAGCUUGCUAGCCUUAAACUCAAUCCAUUUAAAAUGAAGGAGAAACACAGCAUAGGUUGUAGAGUACAAUAAGAGAAUUGAGUUUCAUUUUGUCUUCUAAAUUGAUUCCACCCUUUCUAAAAUAUUUUAGGAACAAUUUAACCCAUUUAUGUAAUCUAACAAUACAAAGUUAGUGCAAGUUAAACCUUUGAGAGAAGCAUAAUUGUAUUCCUGUUUUUUGUCAGUAAUAUAAAUUUGCUUUUCUCCAAUUGGAGGUAUUAAGGAAUACCAAUUGUUCCUGAAAGUAAUAUUAUUCUUUGCUUACAGAUUCAUGUGUACCUUUAGGCGUAUGUUAUGAAGAGGUACAUUUAGCAACUGAGUAUUUAAAAUCUUAAGUUUUUGUAAAGAGGUAAUUAAGUACUACUGCGCUGUGAAAUUGAACAAAUUUAAGUCUGAAAUUUGUCAUUUUAUUAAGUUAUUUUAUUAAACUAGUUGAAUUUAUUCUGAGUAAAUCUGAAAACAGCAAACCCAAGAAAUUCCUGUCACAACAUUGAGAAGAUGGCAGAAAAACCGGCAAUAAAAAUGUCAUCAUUAGUCUGUGUUAUGUCCACCAAUACCUGGAAGUUGUACAAGAGCAGUUAAAAGUGCAAAUCCAAAAAUUGUUAUAACUGAUACUGUCUUCUUCCAGAAAAUAAUUGCUUGCAUUUCUUGUCAAAUGCAGUCAUUUCAAUGAUUAGAUGUAAACAUUGUUUGUGUUUUACUUGUACAAUUAUGAAACUUGAGCUAAAAGCUGAGCAAGCUACAUCCUCCAGGUCUGAAAAUUUUUAAAUGUGUAGUUGUUCUCCCCUUGGAAAAACAUCUCCAAACUAAGUAGUUUUAAUGAAGAUUAAUCUGUUAUUAAUGUUUAAUAUUAAUUUUACCAUAAUUCCAUUUGUAUGUCUCCAUCUUUUCCUGUUCGUAUAAUGUUUAAUAAAUAAAAUUAGUACUUUUUACUUUA
This is a messenger RNA of Hypanus sabinus (Atlantic stingray), 4110 nucleotides long. RefSeq names its product calpain 10 (gene capn10). Gene Ontology annotation, biological process: proteolysis. The record is from RefSeq and is a predicted model, not a curated record. The coding region runs from base 217 to 2226 and encodes 669 amino acids. Gene Ontology annotation, molecular function: calcium-dependent cysteine-type endopeptidase activity. Gene Ontology annotation, cellular component: cytoplasm. The transcript is spliced from 13 exons. NCBI's taxonomy places the organism in Eukaryota, Metazoa, Chordata, Chondrichthyes, Myliobatiformes, Dasyatidae.